Myxozyma melibiosi is the source of this 1441-nucleotide messenger RNA. RefSeq names its product mannose-6-phosphate isomerase. The transcript is spliced from 3 exons. The coding region runs from base 134 to 1423 and encodes 429 amino acids. Gene Ontology annotation, molecular function: mannose-6-phosphate isomerase activity; zinc ion binding. Gene Ontology annotation, cellular component: cytosol. Lineage: Eukaryota; Fungi; Ascomycota; Lipomycetes; Lipomycetales; Lipomycetaceae. The record is from RefSeq and is a predicted model, not a curated record. Gene Ontology annotation, biological process: GDP-mannose biosynthetic process; carbohydrate metabolic process.
CCGUAAGCGGCAGGAGCGUCGUGCGGCCGCCGCUCGACGCGUGAAACUUUGUUGCUGCAGCCUUGCUGCUUCAUUUCUCAUCAGCUCGCUAGCUGCCACCUAUCCUUUCUUCAGGUCUUGAUCAACAAUCAUUAUGGCGACCCUUAUUCAACUGCAAUGCGGUGCUCAAAAGUACGAUUGGGGUAAAAUCGGCAAGUCGAGCUCUGUAGCUCAAUUUGCCGCAGCGACCGAUCCGAACUUCACCAUUGAGGAAAAUUCGCCAUACGCGGAGUUGUGGAUGGGUACGCACCCGUCUGUCCCUUCGAAGGCCUUGAUUGAGAAGGCCACUUUGAAAUCUCUCCUCGAGAAAGAUCCUUCUCUGGUGGGGGAACCCGUUGCUCUGAAGUUUGAUAGCGGGUCAUCGAGUCUGCCGUUUCUAUUCAAAGUUCUCUCAAUCCAAAAGGUGCUUUCGAUUCAAGCGCAUCCGGACAAGAAACUGGCCGCUCAGCUACACAAGUCUGAUCCCAAGAAUUAUCCUGACGAUAAUCACAAGCCGGAGAUGGCAAUCGCGCUAAAUGAAUUUGAAGGUUUUUGUGGAUUUCGACCUCUUUCCGAAAUCAAAAGUUUUCUGAAUGACGUCCCUGAAUUCCGUCAGGUGGUUACAGAUAGCGUUGCUUCUGAUUUUGAAUCAAAGCUCUUGGAUCCGGCUACCAGCGCUGAUGAUGAGGCUCACAACAAGGAUUUGCUGCGUAAGCUUUUCAAUGCGGUGAUGAUCUCUCCGGAAAACGUUUACACGACGGCAGCUGCUUCCCUGAUCGAUCGCGUCAAAGCCGAGGGCGGUAAUUUUGCAAAGGCCAGCGGCGAUGCGGCGCUAGCUGACUUAAUACUACGCCUCAACGACCAAUUUCCCCUCGAUAUCGGUCUUUUCUGUGGAGUCUUUCUGCUAAACUAUGUCACUCUCAAGGCUGGCGAAGCGAUCUUUCUGAAAGCAAAGGAUCCUCAUGCUUACAUUUCAGGAGAUAUUAUAGAGUGUAUGGCGGCGAGUGAUAACGUCGUGCGUGCUGGUUUUACUCCCAAAUUCAAAGACGUCAAGAAUUUGGUGUCUAUGCUAACUUACGACUGUGCACCCGUUGAUGAGCAAAAAAUGAAGCCUGCUUCGUUCGACAGAGCCUCGGGAGAUGGAACUGUUCAUUUGUACGAUCCUCCUAUCCCUGAGUUCGCUGUUAUCCGAACUGAGAUCUCGAAUGGAAAGGAGGCCAUCGACGGGCUUGCUGGGCCUAGUAUCAUUAUCGUGACGGAAGGAACUGGCACUCUCAAUACUCCUGGGCAGCCACCGUUGAAGGCUCAGCCUGGCUUUGUUUUUUUUGCGGGUGCUGGUACGAAGGUGGAGUAUGCUGGCAACGGCGAAAUGCUCGUAACCUACACUGCAUUUUGUGAGGCUUAAAAUGUAGGUAACAUCAAA